AUGGUCUCCGCUCAGGGAUACAUAGUUACAUUGGUACGAGUUACGAAAUGCGAAGCAAAGAAAAAGCCUGAAACGUAUCCUCCUCUUCUUCCAUCUCCACCAUACUCCAGGGUCUGUCCUGUUACGUAUCAUACUGAGAAUGCCCCUGCAUUCCUCCCUGUGCGGUACAGACAGUUGGAAGACCGCUUGGAUCUCUCCAACAAUAACUAUGGCGCUAUGACACCUGACUACCCGGAUUGCUGCCUGUUCGUUCAGUGCUGCCCGAAAGAUCGACACGUUUUCUACGAACUAUCAAGGUCCUAUACGGUCUACAGAACACGAAAUAGGCAGUUCUUGCCAGAUAUCAUGUUUCGAGUAUCCCAGGUAGGCAAUCUAAGCGUCUGCUUAGAGCUUGAGAUGCGAGGUCCAGUGCCCGACACCAUCCACUAUAAUACUGUCCAGUGUCCACAAUCUUGCCGUGCGGAUGCUCUGACACCGACCCGUGCCUUUGUUCCACUGUGGAACGACUUGGAGCUUGAACGGUUGUCUCCAUCUGGUGGCGGCUGUACACUUCCACGUCGUCGUCCGCGUAACUUGUCCAAGCCUCAUCGAUUGUAUCCCUCUCCGCCAAUGGCAAUGGUGCAUGGUAUUAGCCUUCAGAGCAAGCAUUUCUAG
Messenger RNA from Aspergillus niger, 654 nucleotides. RefSeq lists its product as hypothetical. The transcript has 3 exons. The record is from RefSeq and is a predicted model, not a curated record. NCBI's taxonomy places the organism in Eukaryota, Fungi, Ascomycota, Eurotiomycetes, Eurotiales, Aspergillaceae. The coding region runs from base 1 to 654 and encodes 217 amino acids.